Molecule: messenger RNA, 12510 nt
Organism: Cydia fagiglandana
Lineage: Eukaryota; Metazoa; Arthropoda; Insecta; Lepidoptera; Tortricidae
Exons: 11
Coding region: 148-5727 (1859 amino acids)
Molecular function (GO): protein binding
Source: RefSeq, a predicted model, not a curated record
CUAUAAUGUCACGACAGCAUUGUAAAAUUAUCGAUCGAGAAGUCUUGAAAAGCCGAUUGUUUAUUAUCUUGCGUGAAUAUUAAAUAUAGUUUAUUCUACUAAUAAUUUUGUAACUUAUUGGAAUCAUAGCGCUGUAAGAGAUGCUUGAUGCCGGGGACGCGCACGAGGGUUAAGCCGGUGUCGGCAGCCGAGCCCUCUGCCUCGGACGAAGCUUCGCUGCUGGAGAUACAUCUUCAAAGGCAGUUAGAGGAAGAUAUAGCUAGAAUAUUUGAUGAGUCUAUAUAUUCCGAUCUUGAGGUGGUCUGUGGUAAACUAAAAAUCCUUACUCACUCUUGUAUACUAAAAGCACGCACGAACGAAUUUUACCAUAAGCUUCAAACCAUUUUGCAUGUGAAUAUUGGGCGCAGUACCUUCGAUGAAAUUUAUUCCUUCGUCAGCGAUGUGUACACUGAAUGCAAUAUCAGAAAUCAGGAGAAAGAAAUACUGGCAUACCUGAACGAAACAUUUAAAGUUAUAAAAGUAGUUCCAAAAAGUAAGGAAGAUUCCGAAGACGUCGAAGUAUUCUUAACCCCCAAGUGUUUAAGUCCUUAUAUCGAAAAGGGCCAGAAAACUAUAAGCUCUAGUCCAAGCACAGAACUAACAAAAGAAUAUUACGCUUUGGUUCCGAUCGAUGGUAACAUAUUAGAAAAGGAACUAAUAGAACAGGAUGCACUAUCGAACGCAUUCCAUUCUAUUAUAAAGACACAGUCUGACAAUUUGAAGAGAGCAAAAUCUUCGCAGUGCAGCAAGAAGCCGACAUCGUUAUCUCUUAGUUCUAGUCAUACCUCCAAAAUAGUCAAACAUUCCAACAGUUGUGAUAUUUUAUUUAAAUGUCAUGGUAAAGAUAACGUCGGAUCUGAAGUGAUAAGAGGUAAUGAUAUAGUGAGGAACGGCGCGGUUAGUGCAAGCUUGAGCAGCCAGACAGGUGGGACGGCGGGCGACGAAAAGGGCACGGAGCCCGCGUACUCGCCCGACAGCCUCAUCACCGACGAGCCCAGCUCCUCCUCGGACUACCUGUCGGCCGCCUACGCCUUCUCGCCCGGCGCCAGCUCUUCGGCCGCCCUCCCGCCGUUAAAUGUUGGGGACAAUAUCACCAAAAUGGAGAACAUAUUCACUUCAUCCGACUCCGGCUUGGAGAACACCGGCCUCAUGGAGAGCCUUAGCAGUCAUAAAGACGUUACGUUAACCGACUUGUCUCUCACAGAGAGCACUUUGCACGACUUGACUAUAGAUGACACCCAUUACUCCACGUCCAGUCCAGUUAUAGAUAAUCACCCGAGUCACCGAGUAAAAGCAGUGAGUGCGAGCAAUGCGUCAUCCGCGAGCACGCUCUCUCACGCGGAGACCAAUGGGCAGAAGAUUAAUCAAUCGAACAAACACAGAGAUGCAGGAUGCUGCAAAUCAUCCAAGGAAGAAAAACAACGCCAGAAUGAAGAAAUAUUUAUAAUGGAGUCGUCAUCGUUAUCCUCAGAGACUGGCUCGUGGGAGUCAGUGUUUCCACCAAAAUUAGCCGAAAGAGAACUUUGUGAAAGGUUCUUAAAAAAGGAACGUCAGCAUACAUUUGCCGAUGACGUGAAAGAGGAUUUAUGCCCCAGUUUAGUUCAAAAAUCUCCUUUUAAGUCAACUUCUUGUUUCAUUGAUGCUGCAAGCUUGGCCGAUGAAGAAGAUGAUACUAUCAAAGUACAAGUCCAUCCAACGGAACCUGCUACAAUUUUAAAUUCGCACAUUCUGCCAACGCCUAGUCAGCCAGUCCCUUGCGCCACCUCCAAACACGACAUGAGUCCAAACGACUGGUCCGAGAGCAACGACAACGAAGACUCCUUGGAACAACCGGAGAACAAAGACCCAGAGUCAGCACAUAAGGACUUAUCUCCUACCAUCUUUGAAAUGACGCCUAUAACUGAAGAUUCUCUGUGCGUAAAUGACGAGCCAGCCUUACGCGACCAGCCAGCGACAGAAAGCAUCACAGCUACCGUCAAUGAGGAUACGUCACACCAGCCCCAAGACAAGAAUACGUCUCUAUCCAGUACUAUAUUCGUAACCAGUACUCCACAUAAUUCCAUUAUGUCUUUAAAUGUCUGUACAGCGAAGCAGUACAACUCAGAAGAAAGCAGAAUAGACUCUUCUACAUCCGGAUAUGAAAGCCUAGGAAAUAUGAAAAAGCUUCAGAAAUUCAACGAAUCAUCGCCUAUAGUUUCGGGGGGUGCAUCUAUAGAAGAUUACCUACCAUUAUCGAGUAGUCAUUCUGAUAGCCCCAUACCUAGAAGAAGGAUAGAAAAUAUUCCUAUAGUGUCUGGUGCUUAUGUACCGCCAGUAGAAGAAGAUAACUACAGAAAAUCCCCAAAGCCGUCCUCCUUUGCUUCUGCGUGGGUAGUUGAUAUGUCAAUGAGCCCGAAAUCGGAUGGCGAGAAAACCACAUCUAAUUCUCAGUUUAUUGCUAAGAAACCCGGCGAUAGGGCGUGUGAAUCUUUAAAAAAUGAAUGUCUCAGCAUUAACGAUAACUUAAAUAAAAGCCGAAGUUCGCUGGAUUCUGAUAGUAGUGAAAGAUCGAGUCACAAAUUCUAUAUAGACUUGUCAAGUUUACCGGACCCCUUACCACCAAAAAAUGACCACGAAGUUGAAAGUUCCAGUGAAAAGAAGAAUAUUUUUUCAAUGUAUAUCGAUCUAGGCGAAAAAUCUACGUUAAAGGAGAUGCCAGCCAGGCUCUCUUGCUCUUUGAAUUCGAAAAAGCACACGACUACUGAUGUAAAGCCUAAAUCAGUUGCAACUAAAGCUAUCAAGGGCUCUACUGACAAUUUUGUAUCACCUGCUCCAAACAACAAAGAGUCCAACAGCCCCGGUACAUUUGAAAAAUAUGAAUCGCUCUGUAAUGACUUAAAUAUCAGUAUUUCUGAGAUAAUACGCUGUCCAGCAACAGAAACGAAAACCAGUUCUGCAGAAAUCAACAACAGCAUUACGCCAGAUCCUGUUAAAAAAGAAAGACCAUCUCGAGUUUCUGGUGUAGAUAAAAGCUCGUUCCAGCGCGACGUGGUCAUCCACGAGGAGCCCACGGGGAUCGACCAGUCCGGGGACCUAUUUGUCAAAUUGUCCGAUUUAGAUAAACCGGCGCCGAAAACUGAUGCAACAAUUAUCACAACGAUGUAUGAAGAGUCAGUUUCGAACGUCCGAAUGACCAGGUCUAUUCCGGAUAACAACUGGGGGAAUCAAAGCGGAAGCAUUUCCCGACCGAUCGAUAUUAUAAGUUCAUUUCAUUCUGAGAACGCUUUGAGUCUGAACAGGCUGUUUCCCCACUUGAAGAACGAGUUCAGUAAGAGCAUGCCGGGGUCGCUGCCGAGCAAGGGGCGCGGGCGCGCCUCGGGCCGCGACACGGACGAGCCCGCCUCCGACGUCUCAGAGCUCAGCAGCGUGCAGAGCAGCGUCUGCCGCUCCGUCGUAGAAAACAGCACAACAGAGGAAACCACCAGCCAGACUUCAAGUCUAAUAGGAUUCUGUCAGUCACGACUGGGCCAGGAUCUGUUGCGAAUGUUUCUCGAAGAGAUUACCCCUGAUGUCAUCGUAGAAGUUUCUGGUAGACGAAUCAAGGCCCAUAAGUGUAUUUUGUCGUCUAGGUGCCAGUACUUCGCCAGGAUACUGAGCGGCGGCUGGGUAGAGAGCGCGGGAAAUGUGAUAGUUUUGCCACCGUUCUCAUACAACGUGGUGCACUUCGCGCUGUGCCACAUCUACUCGGGCGUGUCCCGGAUCCCGGACGCGAUCAGCAUCGUGGAGCUGGCCACGCUGGCCGACAUGCUCGGCCUCGAGGGGCUCAAGGAGGCCAUCAUGUUCACGCUCAAGGCCAAGUACUGCCACCACUUUCACAGGCCAUGCGCCGUGUGCACGGCCGGUGUGCUGGAGUGCUUCCCGCUGUCGUCGGUGUACAGCCUGGACGACCUCUACCGCAAGUGCCUCAAGUGGAUCACCAAGUACUUCUCCAAGGUGUGGCCCACCAAGGCCUUCGCCACCUUGCCCAAGGAGCUGCUCGACAAGUGCUACCAGCAGCACAUUAUUAACCUCACCACCGAAAAUCUGGUUGACACCGUGUUCGGAUGUGCUAUAACUGUGGAGUCUCUGCAAAACAGUCGUUGGGCAGAGUGCGUGGCGCGCAUGUGCCGGCGGCUGGUAAACGCCGCGGCGCACUUCGCAGCUCCGCGACUGGUGGCUGUGCUGCGCGGCGUCCGCGCGGCCUCUCCCGCGCCUGCGCCGCCUGCAGCCUUGCAGGCCCUGCACGACUGCAUUGCCGCCGCCAUCGAGUGGGCGCCCUCCGACGAGGCCGCGCGCGCAUACGCGUUCCUCUCCGCCCUCCCGUCGGACGUGGCCGCGGCCGCCGCGCAGCGCUCGCGUCCCGACCUCAUCGCGGACGGCACGCGCCACCCCCCGCCGCCGCCCGCCGGCGACCUGCUGCUCGCGCACGCUGCCAGCUGGCGCCUGCAGUGCGAGGGUGCGCUCGUUCGCGCCGCUCCCCGCGCCGUGCUCACGCAAGCCUUCAAGGAGCUGCCUCCCGAGCUCAGGAAGCGGCUGCGCGAGCUCGGCUGCAUCAUGUACGGCCCGCAGGUGGUCCCGGCCGCCUCGCCGCUGCACGACCGCAAGAGCCGCAGCGCCUACCACGCCCGGCCCGGCAGGGGCCCCGCCGCGGUCGCCACGCGAAGCCUUGACAUAGACCACGUGCGCGAGUCGUUCGUGCCGUACGCGCCCCGGCCCUCCGCCCACCUCGGCUCCGUUGACACCCUGAAAAGCAACGGCGACCUGCGCGACCGGAAACCUAUAAAAAUGGUGCCCCCGAAAAUCAGGACGACGAAAGCGCAGGAGGAGCGGGCCAAAUAUAAUAUGGCAAAAACAAAUCAGUCGCAGGAUCGGCUGGCCGGCAAAGGAGGGCGACCGGUUCAAUUAUUCGAAAAUACAAAGCCGAGAUACUUGGAGCCGCGAAUAUACAAAGAGAGCGAAAAGAAAUCGCCCGCGACCAAAAAGCUGGUGAACAAAAUGAUAUCGUCGAGUGAGUCAUCUCGGAACUCCAGUCCUAUCCAAGCGCGGGUGGUGCGUGCGUCGCGCGUGCGGUCGCGCGAGCAGGCGCUGUCGCAGGACAGCCUCGCCACCGCCUCGCGCCCGCGCACCGCUGAGCCCUCCACCGACUCCCUUAGCGAGUCGCAGAACAGCAACAAAUAUGCUACCUACACUAAAAGAAAAUACACCACUAAAGGCUCCGUCGAAUCGAUCCAGUCUUCGAAGUUUCAAAACGCUUUGAACAAUAAGAUAAAAACGAAAAUACCUGUGUAUCUUAAUCAAAGCACUAAAUCUCAACAAGCGACCAAACAAUCACAGCCUGGCAACAACACUGAGCCCCAGAGGCGAAUCAACCAGCCGAACAAAACCGUCGUAGCCGGCAACACGCAACGCCGAGCACCCGUUGACAGGAAAGUUCCCGGCUCUCUCAUGAACGCGACUAAAUCUAGCCAGGCCAAGAUGGUCACGAAGACGGCCAAAGAGAAGCAGACGAAACCCAACACUAGGAGCACUCGUGCGGGUGGCAAGCACGCGAGCCGGCAGGAGCAGCACGAGCAGCCCGCGGAUAUCCCCGUCAUGCAGCGCUCGGGGACCUUCCUCAAGGACGAGCCCACCUUCGGAGAUAUCACCACCAACAUCGAUGUAGACCAGUAAAAGCUAAGUCACAUCAUACCUAGUGUAUAUUUCAAAUUAUUAUCCACGCUACAUGUUGAACAAAGGCAUUUUGCUCGAUAACUUAAAUCGCUAUUGCUUUGAAAAAAACAUGUCUCUGUUCUAAUUUCCUGGCCAAUAGGAAAAGUUGUGCUAAUCUGCGAACACCUCUCUCUUUCUCAUACUAACACAGACACACACUAUUCUCGUUUUAUUAAUUAUCGGCGUUUUAACGAAUUUAGCCACUAUUUAGGGUUCGGGUAAUAUUUUAGCUUUUUAUCGAAAUGCACUCUAAACACGUGUACGAGUACAAGCCUACGAUAACUUAUAAAGGGGAAAUAUCAGAGGUUUGAUAAGUUUUAUGAAUGAAGGGGUGGUGGAAUGGUCAUUUAUGUAUAUGUGGCGCAGGGUAAAAGAUGGCUAUUGUAAUUUACAUGUAAUGGAAGUUUGUAAGGGAACUUUGUAAUAAAGUUGUCUUUGUCUUUUCUGUUAAACGAACUUUCUUCUAUAGUGGUAUAAUAAUGGAAUUGCAUUAAUUAUCGUACUUCUUAAGAACGUGCUCCUUGCUUAGCAACUACAAAGAGUUGUUGACUGUAGAAAAGGUUGUAAUUGUAAAUUGUAAGAAAAUGUGGAUUGAAAUUGAAAACCAGCCCCAGAAUUGUAGGAGAUAUACAGCUGUGCAUGGAUUAUGGGGUAAUUAUUACUGUCAGAAGACGUUUGACAACCGCGUGUACAAAAAAUAUAUGUCAAACUCUGAUAACGAUAACGAUACUUACUUAGACUUCGUAUCUCUUUAUAAUCAAUAACUCUUUAGUAUCUGUACCCAAUUUACAAUUUUACAUUAACAUGCAAUGGAAAAAUGUGAGCUAUAUACACUUUUAUUUUUGUAUGUAUGUACUUUCCAAAUUUUGCAGAUAAUUAGCGACUCUUAAGAUGAGUUCUUUUAAACUAUCCAUAAAGAGCAGCUUAACCCUUUACCAGGCUGAUAUUUCAAAAUUGACAAUCGAAUGUCAGUCUUACUCAUUGAAAAUAGAACACAUGUUUGAAGUGCCAUGUGUGGGAAAUAUAUAUCCCUUAGCCUGGUAAAGGGUUAAGUAUAUGACUCGUCAAUCAUAUCUAGCACGUCGUAAGAGUAUGUUUUGUUUAUCAUAAUAGUCUUCGGUAAUAAUUCUUAAAACGAAUUGUUAUGUAUCGAUGGACAUUACUUGGUAACAAGCAGCAUCACAACCUAAACUGUAGUAUCUUGAAAACAUAAAAAUAUAUAUUUCAUAAUAAAAUAGAUCGCGAAGAAAUUUUUAAACUAAACUCAACUAUUUGAAAUUAUAGUCACACGCGAACGCGGGUUUGAUAAAUGAGCAGUGUUGCACAAAUGUAAUGUAAGUUAACAUUGCAUAUAUUAUUUAUCAGUUGUGUACAAAAAAGUUCCAAGCAGGCACAGGCAUAAUAAAGCGGGUCACUCAGGUAUUUUAAGUCGAAACUUUUGAGGGGCAUCACCGCAACGUACUUGGUACAACGUGUAGAGUAGCCAUAUUGUCGGUCAGACAGAAAAAUCCACUGGGACAGUGAGCUUGGAUAUUUUUCAUUGUUUUUUUGGAGUCGUGUAGCAUUAUAACAACAAUUUUCAUUAAAAUAUAUUGUAAAUUUAUCAAAAUUAAAUAGAUUUUUAACCUUAUAACUGAAUUGACUAAAUGCUACCUUCUUACUCGAAUAUUUUCAAUUCAUAGGUAGGUACAGUCGCUAUCAGAUAUAUCGGAGCGGCCAAGGUGUUCACAAUAUCUGAACACGCACUUUAACGCCCUGACAAUAGAGGCGUGUUUAGAUAUUUGUGAGCACCUUGGCUGCUCCGAUAUAUCUGAUGGCGACUGUACCCUUGCUACCAGCUCCAACAGGGAUGCGAACAUAAAUGGAAGUACUUAAUAUUACGUAGGUCCUAUUUUUUUACCAUUCUGUUGCUUGAUUGCUGAGAAUAUCUUUACUGUCAUUGUAAAUAAAUUAGUAUUUAGCCUAUCUAAUAAAUACUUAAUUUUUAAUCCAACAACCACAUGUUUAUCGACCUAUUGUACUUAUGUAUAAAUAAUCUGCAUGCCUUUGCCUACCCCCAGUAGAUAUUACGGAUGAAAGUAUGAGUAAAUAUGUAGAGUCUGUGCGGAAAGAGAAGAGUCGUGGGAUUUGAGGGCGCGCCAGUGCUAUUUUAUGGUUUUUGCUAUGCUGACAACACUGGUCACGUGAUUAUAGUACGACACUAAAGGUCAUGAUACUUGAAUCCCUUUUGUUCUGGUUUUUUUACCACGGCUUACUAAACGGAGCCUGGUGGUGGUGUCGACUCGUCAACUCAAUCCUCUGAUUUAGCGCAGGCACCAGUUUUCAUUUUAAAACACACUUGUUUUUAUGUCUCAGAUACUAAAAAGUGACAGUGCGAUUGACAAAACUGCUAAAACUAGUUAAGAAUCUGCCCAAUACAACUGUAAUUUUAGUACCAAACAAGAUAGUCUCAUUUAUGUACUGCCUAAUCUGUGCAGUCCAACAGUUAUUAAAACCGGGUAGAUCGGGUAGAAAUUGGGCAAUAGAACUGUAAUUUUAUCUGGGAUAUAUUUCACCCAUUGUAAACUUGACUUGUAAUGUGUAUGUACAUUAUUAAUAAUAAAUAUGAAUAUGAAUAAAAAAAGUGCAUAAGUAGGUAGGCCUUAUUGGGAUAUGUCCGGUUCUCUCUUCUCACGAUAUUUUACUUCGCCGGAAAGUCACUGCUAAAUAUGAAAUAUAAUUUCGUAACUAACAGAACCUACAAAUAAGUAAAGAAAUAUUUUAUUAGAAAAAGUUUUAUUCAGAACCUAGUAAACGAACUUACAAAUAAAGAAAUAUUUUAUUAGAAAAAGUUUUAUUCUUUGUAAUCGAAGUCUGAAUUAAAAUAUUCAAUGUCACUUAUGUUUGAGCUAGCUUCAAAACAACCAGGGACACUCAUAGAACUAUCUUCAUCUGAACUGGAUGUGCUUGAAUCCGGCACGUAGAUUACGAAUUCUUGCAUAUCACCUACUUAGCGGCCUUUUAUUCGGGAUACCGUAGGUACUUUUACACAAUCCUGAAAAAGAAAUUACAUAUAAAUAUGCAUAAAAUGGCAAGUAUCAAGACUAUUUGUCAGUUAUUUUAAAGAUCAUGAAUGACCUGCAUAUUUAUGAAAAUGAAUAUAUUUUGAAUGAAUAUACUUACCGAUUAUGUACCGGAGACAAGUUACUUAGGGGGAUUAUUAAAUAGGUAAUUAUUUAAUAUUAAAUACAACAUCAAUACCCGCGAAUAGCGGAAACACGUUCCGCGACUUGUUGUAAGUCGAUAGUCGGCUUUUAGCCGUUUUCUUCCCGCUGACAAAACCGAACAAUAUUAAAUAUAAUUUUCCUUGUGGUUUUAUGUACGGUUUUAUCGUGUUUUGAAAAUAUUUUAUACAUAAAACUUGCGGUUUUUGUUAAUAAAAAUAUACAUUGACAGAAGUUUGUUUACUUUUUACAAGACAGGUGUCAAAGGUUUGAUUGCCAUAUAAAAUUUAAAAUGUUAGUUCCCGUUUCUGCCACGACUCUUCUCUUUCCGCACAGACUCUAUAGUCAAACAUUUUUGGAAAAUUUAUUUCUCUACAUAGUCUAAAUAUUUUAACGGCAUAUAAUAUCUUACUUCUAAUCCUAAGGUCCGCUAUUUCCAGCUAUCUCUAUCGCACGCGCACAAUUAUAAAUAUUGCUGUCUCGUCGAUGACGCCAGCGGUCAAUGCCACUGUGCAAGCGGGACAGCAAUAUAAUUAAGCGCGUGCGAUAGAGAUAGGAAAUAGCGGGAGCGGGACAAAAUUCUUCGUGCUUAGCGUCCUUACUUUAAACAGAUUGUUAGUUGCUGUAAAUUGUAAUACGGAGUAUAGGGGCCUUUUACAGAGGGCGCUGAUAUAUGCUUUACGAAGUUAUUACGAAUUAGUUUAUAAUCACUUAUCCCAACUUUAAGGGCAUAUAUAUGCGGACAAACAUAUUCAACCAUAAUUUAGAAGUAUAGAAAGUUUUAAACAAAGAAAACUACAAUUUAAAGUGAACUGAUUUCAGUUUUCAACGGGUCAUUUGAGAGCCAUUUACACAUGUCAUGCUAUUUAUAUUGUUUAUAAAUAAGUACAAACACACCAUUCAAAAUGUUUAUUACAAACACCUAUGAAAGACAAUACUGGGAAAAAAAAACAUUAUCCCUCAUAUUACAAUAGGUACAAUGGACGACAUGAUGUAAAGCAUUUAUGGAUAUGUGUAAGUAUCUCGGGAAAUUUACGAGUAUAAGUAUACCCUACUGUAGGCAGGCUACAAUAAGUAAUGCUUAAAUGAAGCAUUAACUAUAUUAAUUAUGCUUGAAUGUUAUUAACAUUACUUCCUUCUCCGUACUGGGAAAAACGACGAACAGCGCGACUAAUGUUGAGUUACUAAUAUGUAAGGCGAACCGAUGACUUGACUAUAAAAAUAAAACUGUAUAUCCUAACUGUUCGCGUUGUAUGUAAUAUUUUAAAUAUUCCAUUGACAGUUAUAUGGCUUGUUAAUUGUGUAAAACCUGUUAAAAAUGUAGAAGGGAAUGGACACAAGUGUGUAUGUAAGUGAGGGUACGAUGUCUAUAACAUGUAGGUAUUCUAUUAAGAGGAAUAUAUUUUAAUGUAAGUAAUUAUUAGCUACAUAUGUUUUAACUAAUUGCAACGCUUGUAUGAUUUAAGUGCAAAAUAAAUAUAAAAUAUGUAUUUUGUACACUAUAAGAAUCUCAAUGUAUGUAUACAUGUAGGUACCUAUAUUUAAGCAUUUACUAUACAUACCUUAGUGUAAUGCUACAGCGCCUAUAGAGAAUUGCAUGGUACACGUGUAUUUUAGAGAUGUUUAGAUGUUUAUGUCCGCUAUGAACAUCCUUGUGGUCACUGUGUACUAUGUAGCAUUUCUUUUACAUAUUUUUAUGGCCUGGAUUUGGUGAUGUGCAAAUAAAACAACUAUUUAUUCCUAAUUUUAAGCAAUAGUAUUUAAACGUGAAAUAUAUUUUAUGAUAUAUCAAUAGAAACAAAUAGAUCAUUACUUGUAAUUUAUAGCAAAUGCGGAUAAACUAACGAAUUUUUCGUGCGGUUUACUUACUCUUUGUAUCGGUCACCCGUAUUUGUUUUAUUUUAAUUUUCUGUAAAAAUAUGUUAACUAGGUUAAGUUUCGGAAUGAUCUCAGUGAUGCACAGUAUUCGAUGUAUUUUAUUUCUGGUCUGCAUCAGCCAUUGUUUUAAGUGUAAGAAAUAAAAUUACGUAAUGUGUCAUUUGUAUACAUUUCUUUCUACUAGAUUUAAGAUAGCAAUCAAUUUCGUUAUGUUGUAGCUAUUUAAUUGGCACGUGAUUAAGUAUUCUUUACAUAGCACCCCACGACAAUGUCGAAUAUGAAUUCGGCAAUCCUCGUUUAUUUCUAAAACUAAAGGAAUAAGGACAAGUACCUUACAUUUUCGUCCUCUAGAGAAUUAAUUUUUCAACCUCAACAAUAAUACGUGUUAAUCCCAUUAGUUACCACUAAGUUGUAACCAGUGCUAACCAGGGGUACUUGGUGGUUACCCAAUGGGAAUUACCCGUUAUUCAUGGCUGCCGACAGACGUCAAAGACGGUUUUUUGGUAAUAAUAUGUAAUACAUAAAAUUAAUGGCACAUACAUUUACGCUAUCAAAUUUCCUAGGUAACCUUCGCUACCUUGUAAUAUAGCUAUCUACUAAUUUUUGCCUGUAAUCACAGUAGCCUAUUAAUAUAUGGAAUGGUACGGAUAAAUGUCGGGGUUUAAGAAGGAUUUAUCGAUUUUGUACUUUUUUAGUGUAAAUCUGCCCAGGAUUCUUAAAGAUAAUAAGUUUUGCGAUGCGAUCCAAUUUGUUCCGUUUUCUGAAGAAAACAAUUCUUUCCGCGUACCUACCUAUACAUAAUAUGUACCUAUUUUUUAUACAGGCAUAAGUGAUUUGUUGACUUUUAGGUAAUGUCUUAGAUUAGAUUGAUCGGACUCCUUAUUGUGGUGAUGUAAGGUUGGGGAUCUAAAGACCAAACACGCUGCUGGAAAGUGCUUAAGCUGUGCAUUUAAGUCAAAUUUACUUAUGCCCACGUAUAGGUACCUACCGAAAGGCCUAUUUGUAGGAUAACAUUAGUGUCCGUCCGAACUGCGGCAAUUUCUGCUUAAUGAGUUUAAUGACUUUGCAAACCUAUUUGAAAGUGGUACCCCGGCACGUGAGUGUAUUGUUAGUUGACAUUAUUGUAGUUAAAAUAAAUGUGAAAUAUAUUUACAAAUUGGUUAAAUAAUUUGAUGAAUUCUAAUAAAUUCUACGACUGAAACAUUCUACGCAAACCAUACUUUUUCAUUACGAACAGUUGUAUUUUGAGAGUUAUUUUAGUCUUGUAAGCGUUAGGGCAGAGCGUCCAGUUGGCCUGGUGACUUGUUAAGAGCAUUUAGGUCAGAACCUUAGGAGAUACCUAUUUCACAUACAUGUGAUCCAUGGGGGAUAAGUGUUAACUGACAAUUAACCUUCUGUACCUAUGCUUAGGAUCAGAUCUGCUCCAUAUAAUGUAACUUAAAGAUGAUGUUUGUUUUGAUUGCUUUGUAAAUGACAAAUUUCUGUGGAGCACACGAAAGUUUAAUGGUCGCGCAGAAGUCAUCAUCGUAAAUAAUGUCUUGUGUCCACUAUUAAGUAUGCAUGAUGAUCUGAAAGCCUAUUUAUUAUGCAUUGGUCACGCAAGAAACGCCCCAGGCGAAUACACUUACCUACACAAUACACUUGAAGGCUCCUCUUCACGUUG